AAGAGGUCAGGGAGCAAAGUUAAUCAAAAUGCAACUUGAAGCUCAGAGGGACGGCCUCGCAUCCCGGAAGACGAAGCAAAAGGUGCACGGGAAGGGCGGCAGAAAUUCUUUCCUUGCCUUUUGACCCUCGGCUCCUUCCUCUAGAGUCUGAGGCCACCGCUGCUACUUUUCGGAACAGUGACCCUACUGCAUAGCUGCAGGCUGAGAUCAUCCAGGACGUCCUCAUUCCAGAACAUCUGGGAUUCAGCAGCUCAGAAGACACCAUGAAAGCUCUUCUUCUCCUGUUCACCUUGCUGUUGAUGGACGAGACUCUUCCUGCUCGGGUGCAUCGUACGCGGAGGGAACUGGCACCUGGAUUGCACGAACAGGGAAUACGGGAUGCGGAAGGCUCGUACUGUGGUCAGCACGAUGCCUGUUGUCACGGAAGGGAUGACGCCUGCAUGGUCCCCUACUUUGAUACCCUUUGCUACUGCGACCUGUUUUGCAACCGCACCAUCUCGGACUGCUGCCCUGAUUUUUGGGAAUACUGUUUGGACAUUGAACCCCCCUAUCCAGUGCAGAAAGCCUGCAUUCGCAACGGGGUCAAGUUCCCUACUGGAGCAACUUACCGAGAUAAUUGCAACCUCUGUACUUGCAACGAACAUGGGCAAUGGGUCUGUGAAAGCCACGUCUGUCUUAUCAACGGGGAUAUGAUCGAUGCCAUUAACAGAGGGAAUUAUGGCUGGAGAGCUUCCAACUACAGCCAGUUCUGGGGCAUGACGCUGGAAGAGGGCAUUCGGUACCGUCUUGGCACCAUCAAGCCCCCCACAUCUGUCAUGAAUAUGAAUGAGCUUCAAAUAAACAUGGCCGCCAAUGAAGUGCUCCCUCCCUAUUUCAAUGCCGUUGACAAGUGGUCUGGGAUGAUCCAUGAGCCGCUCGAUCAAGGCAACUGUGCAGGGUCGUGGGCCUUUUCUACAGCAGCGGUGGCCUCUGACCGGAUCUCUAUCCAUUCCAUGGGACACAUGACACCUGCCUUGUCCCCGCAGAAUCUGCUGUCUUGCAACACUCGGCACCAACAGGGCUGCAAUGGGGGCCGCGUGGAUGGAGCCUGGUGGUUUUUGCGCAGGAGGGGGGUGGUGACAGAUGAGUGCUACCCCUUUACCAGCCAGGAAAAAGAGAGCUCCCUUGCCAGUCCGCCUUGCAUGAUGCACACCCGAUCCACUGGCAGGGGGAAGAGGCAAGCCACGGCACGUUGUCCCAACCCACAGACCAACUCCAACGAGAUCUACCAGUCCACCCCAGCAUAUCGUCUCUCCUCAAAUGAGAAGGAGAUCAUGAAGGAGUUAAUGGAAAAUGGGCCUGUGCAAGCCAUCAUGGAAGUCCAUGAAGACUUUUUUGUGUAUCGAAGUGGGAUUUAUCAGCAUACACCUGUAGCAGGUGGGAAGCCAGAACGGUACCGACGGCACGGCACCCAUUCCGUCAAGAUUACUGGGUGGGGAGAAGAACGGAAGCCUGAUGGGUCAAAUCAGAAAUAUUGGAUUGCAGCCAACUCCUGGGGCAGGCCAUGGGGUGAGAACGGCUACUUCCGCAUUGCCCGAGGGACCAACGAGUGUGAGAUCGAAUCCUUCGUGGUGGGCGUCUGGGGCCGGGUUGGAAUGGAAGACAUGCACCAUAAGAAGUGAGGACACUUCAGCCUGCAUCAUGAUACCAGGAAGAACUUCUUUCCUUCUGUUGGCCCUAUGUUCUUUCUUCUCCUCAAAGCAUCUGGUAUCUAGAACAGUCACAGGACCUAACUACCAAGGUGUUGCCUCCAAAGACAAUGGGCUUUUUCUCUGUUCUGGGGGGAAGCCUAGAACUGUCAUGAGGAUGUUGAACUUGGAAAGACUUUGGAGGGUCCUUCCUCAGAUGGUGGGAAAAAGCCUGAGAACUUAUGAAAUGACUACCAAAAAUGUCUACGUUUUCUUGAAAGGGACCAAGAGAAGAUACCCAGUCUGACAUUUUGCUCUGCAUAGCUCACAUCCUCACAACCAGAGUGACCCUGGAGACACCAGAAGCAAACCUUGCCAGGGUUCCCUCCCGAGGAUGGCAAGUUGCAGGUGAUCUGAGGAAACCUGCUCUCUGGGAGACCAAGUGAGCAUUUUCUUCUGAGUACGUUCUGUGAUUCUACAUUAUAGAGCCAUCUCGGAAGGGAUGACAUCUCUUCUGAUCUUCCCCAGAGGCAACCAUGGUGAAAUAAGAAGUUGCGAGGCUCUUGGGCCAAACUUUCAAGCACCUCAGGUAGCAUCUCUCCAGAUGGGUGGAUUUCUAGUCCUAGCAGGCAUGUCCACAGUCAUGGCCAUUUUACAUGUGUGCAAAGUGUCCUGGGAUUCUCAAGAAGUUAUUUCAGCCAAGUUAGCUGAACUUGGCUGAAAUAAACUCAUUUGGAAAGAGGCCAGAUUGGGGAAGGCUGGCUUAGCCCACGUUUCCUGCCGUCAGGGAACAGAAUGUUUCCUGCUUGUCCUAUCAACGGGAAAUAAGUAUCUGAUCCAGGAAAACACCAUUUAUGCAACAUCAGCCUUUCUCCAACCAGGUUCUCCUCAGCUAUGUUUGGCUUCUGCUUCCCACAAUCCCUUGCUAACAUGGCCAUAUAUGGACCUGAAGGCAAAAAUCUCUGGAGAGCAUCAGGAUGAGGUCAAGCUGCCUAGCUUGUCCACGGAAGUGGAAGGAGGAAUUCCUGUGUUUCUUAACCUUCAUUGUUCAGCCCACCAUGAGGCGUUGCUACUCCAAGGAUAAUGCGAACAACAUCACAGCAUUGGCAGCUGAGUGCUCUGCAAAAGUCCUUCAGCUGACUUUCCGAGCCCCGCUGGAAUAACAGUCCAGCUGUUUUAGGCCCAUGCAAACUGGGAAGUAGGAGGAAAUUCUUCUCCUUCUGUCUCCUCUGCCUGGUUUCAGCUCCCAUGCUGUUUUCUCAUUUCCCUGCAGCUCAGCCCAGCCCUGCCUUUUGCUGACUCCGACGACUUGGUGCGCCAUCCUGGCGCUGAUGCCUAGUGAAAACUUUUAUCCUCCCCGCCUGCAGCCUCUCUUGGCCUACCCCGCUGGCCCCUCCUCUUUCUCUCGGCCUUUGACGCCCCAGUCCCUGCACCUUCCGUGCCUGGCAUGAGACCCUCUUGCCGCUAAGCCUACCUUGGCUUAGCGGGCCCUUUGUUGAGACCUUAAGGCCGUUGAAGGGGAAGGGGCUCAGCCAGAUGGGCUGGCUGGCUUUGUCCCAUUCUGCAAGCUUUGCAAGCACCAGUGUCAACACAGAGCGGCUCUCAUUGGUGUGAAAGAAGCGGAAAAAAGCGCAUUAAAAGGCACAUGUUCACGCUUGACCGAGGCAGGGAGCUUGGGAAGAAGUGCCUGGGCUAGCAGUCCUUUGCAUGGAGCCGGAAAACUCUUUUAUUGGAGGAUGAAGGGAGAAAGUGGAGGCUUCCAGACUUGGAUUCCUCUCCUAAGACCUGAUCAAAGCAGAGAUUAGGGGUGUUUAGGCCUGGUUCUCAGCAAAGUGGGGUGGGGCACCUUCGGUUCAAGUUGUAGACUUCAGGCUGGGAUCUGAGGCUGCUCCAACAGACUGCUUGCUCGUAUGCAUUUGAAAGAACAAGAACUUCACUUGAUUCUUUCAACUGGGUUAACUGGAAACACCCAUUUGAUGGACUGGAACAAGUUUUGAAAGCCCUAACCAAACCAAGGCCGGAUUUGCACCAUAUACUAAACCACCAAAGAACGAAAUAAAAUGAAAACCAAUGCAACGUAGCGUGGUCCGUAAAGGCAACCACUAGAUUUGUAACAGAUCCGGUUGAGCAUAGUCGUGCAAGCCAAGGUAGAAAGCUAGCUUUUCAGGCUGGGCUUGAAUCUGUCCCCUUCUACUUAGCUUUCUCAGUGAAGGGCAUUUUUAUGGCUAUUUUUUGUAAAAGGUGGUUUGGUCCUGUUGGCCUCCACUUGGCAAUCCAGUCCAAACCAAGAUGGGUUUGCUCCAUGUCAACUGGAACUGGGCUGUAGACAUGCAACCACCUUCAUCGAUCCAUAGGUAGCCAUGAUUCCAUUUUAGGCAGGUUUUGUAGCUACUCGGUUUGGCAGGGAGGAGCCAUGUCCAGUACGAACCCUUUGCUCAGGGCCACUGCUCUAGAGGACAAGAUUCAGAUGCGUGUCCAAAGGGCAAAACUCCUCUGAGCUGAGCUCCAAUAUGAGCCUGCGGAUGUAUCUGUGCAGUUUCCUUGGCUACAGUACGGAAUGAGCAGACUAUUGGCCUUUUUCGGAUUUCUUUUCAACUUCCCAGUCUAGGUCUACAACCCUGGGAUUUUCUAGUGGUCUCCCAUCUCCCAGGCCUAACCUCGCUUAGCUUCUCAAUCUUCCUGCUCACUAAUCAAAGUUGUCACCUGAGUGAAUAAGCAAAACUCAAACCUAAUUUCUUCCAAGUAUCUUCCAAAUAACUUCCAAAUUUCCCAGGUUAUAAAUCUUAUUUCUAAGAACUUGCCUCUGAUCAGGUAAAAACCUUCGUUCACAGAAAGGAACAAUACUGCUAUCUUCACUAAGCAAGAAACAUUUGCAAUUCUGUUAUCCUUUUAGUAUUUAUUUUGCUUUCAUGUGUUUGUUACUUGUGAAUAAAGUGCAUUGAAGAUGCUGGCAGGAA
Candoia aspera is the source of this 4624-nucleotide messenger RNA. It is a transcript of the gene TINAGL1, whose product is annotated as tubulointerstitial nephritis antigen like 1. Gene Ontology annotation, cellular component: lysosome. The record is from RefSeq and is a predicted model, not a curated record. Lineage: Eukaryota; Metazoa; Chordata; Lepidosauria; Squamata; Candoiidae. The transcript is spliced from 12 exons. Gene Ontology annotation, molecular function: cysteine-type peptidase activity; peptidase inhibitor activity. Bases 264 to 1661 code for a protein of 465 amino acids. Gene Ontology annotation, biological process: proteolysis.